AUGGUGUACAGUCAACAGAACCAAAAUGGGAGCAACCCAUAUGGAAACCUAUCAGACGCCGAAGCUGGAAUUUCCAGAAAUGUAGGUCAUGAACGUUGCAAUAGACGACCUGGCAACCCGAUGAAUCAAGGAUCUGUGAAUUCCCCACCUCAUCAGCAAAACCAGGCACAUACCCCCACAGUUCUGGCUCAGCAAGACUUUCUAGCGCGGGUCGACUUUAUCAAAUCCGAGAUUCGUUCGCUAUCAUCCAAUGUGCAGGAAAUUGCCGCUUUGCACCAGCGGGCCCUCACGUCGCCAGAAAGCAAUUCGUCAUCGCCAUUGGAGAAUCUGGUGGUGCAGACUCAGCUCAAGAAUACGCAGAUUCGUGACCAGAUUAAGCAGAUCGAAGCUGAUGCAAUCAAGACACAAGACGGUUCAAAGAGCCUCAAGGCACGGCAAGCCAAACAACUCAAGGGCGAGUUCGAGAAGAGCUUGAAUGAUUAUCGUCAGGAAGAGUUGGCCUAUCGGCAGCGAUAUCGAGAUCAGAUCGCUCGACAGUAUCGAAUCGUAAAUCCCGAAGCCAGCGAUGCUGAAGUUGAAGAAGCUAGUAAAUUGGACUGGGGAUCAGAGGGUGUCUUCCAAACGGCUCUAAAAAGUAACCGUUUUGGACAAGUAUCUUCCGUUCUCGGCGAUGUGCGCGCACGCCAUAAUGAACUACAACGAAUUGAGUCAACCCUCACUGAUCUAGCCAACCUUUUCGCCGAUAUGGCUCAAAUAGUCGAAGCUCAGGAUCCAGUAAUCGAGAAUACGGAGCAGAAUGCCAUUCAUGCCAACGAACAUAUCGAUAAAGCUAACACCCAGAUCGAUGCAGCAAAAAACAGCGCGGCGCGAGCUCGAAAAUUAAAGUGGUAUUGCCUUCUAGUCGUAAUAUUAAUAAUCGUGGCUAUUGCUUUGGGAGUUGGCCUCGGUAUAGGAUUGACAAAAUCUACAAAUAAAGCGGCGUCUUCAGCUACCAACCAAAACUAG
Molecule: messenger RNA, 1005 nt
Organism: Blumeria graminis f. sp. triticale
Lineage: Eukaryota; Fungi; Ascomycota; Leotiomycetes; Helotiales; Erysiphaceae
Source: the annotation of a GenBank genome assembly